This is a messenger RNA of Closterium sp. Naga37s-1, 1041 nucleotides long. The record is from the annotation of a GenBank genome assembly. Lineage: Eukaryota; Viridiplantae; Streptophyta; Zygnematophyceae; Desmidiales; Closteriaceae.
AUGUGCAACGAUCGGCGGCGCGCGACGGUGUGCGGAAUGGCGACCAACCGCGCGCGACGGUGUGCGGAAUGGCGACCAGCCGCGCGCGACGGUGUGCGGAAUGGCGACCAGCCGCGCGAGACGGUGUGCGGAAUGGCGACCAGCCGCGCGCGACGGUGUGCAAGGUGGCGACUUGCCGCGCGCGACGGUGUGCAAGGUGGCGACUUGCCGCGCGCCACGGUGUGCGGAACGACGACUUGCUGCGUACAACGGUGUGCUACCUCUUUCUCUCCCUUACUCCCCUGCUAUACACCUUUCUCUCCCUUAUGCCCUCUUCUAUACCCCUUUCUCACCCUAACUCCCCUCUUAUACACCCGUUUCUCUCGGUUACUCCCCUCUUCUAUACCCCUUUCUCUCCCUUCCUCCCCUUUCCCUGUCCUAUCUCCUGACUCCCUGUCCUAUUCCCUCACUCCCUAUCCUAUCCCCUCACUCCGCCCUGUCCUAUUCCCUCACUCUCUGUCCUAUCCCCUGACUCCUUGUCCUAUUCCCUCACUCCCUGUCCUAUCCCCUCACUCCGCCCUGUCCUUUUCUCAGCCCCCCUUUUCCCCCUUUCCCUUCUUCCCCAACUCCCAUGUUCUCGCUUCUCCUUAUUCGACACCCUUUCCCUUUCUUCCACCCCUCUGUCCCUUAUUCGCCUUCCUUGCUGUCCUCUUGGCCCUCUCCCUGCCCCCUCACCCUUGCCUGCCCUCCAUCCCCUCACCUCCCUCCCUUUCCACAGGCAAGCUCCCCUCUCUCCCACCGCUGUCCGGGAUUGAGUACUCUUCCCUCCCUCCCCCAUCUUUCCCUCUCUCCUCUCUCCACUCUCUGUCCUACCUCCCUUCCCCGUCAUUUCCUCUCAGAGAGGCAGCUUCUCCCCUCCCUAUCAUCUCUCCCCUCCCUGUCAUCUCUCCCCUCCCUCUCAUCUCUCCCCUCCCUGUUAUCUCUCCCCUCCCUGUUAUCUCUCCCCUCCCUGUUAUCUCUCCACCAUCUUUCAUCUCUCCCCUCUAUGUUUUUUCACCAUAA